This is a messenger RNA of Fusarium redolens, 1041 nucleotides long. RefSeq names its product glutathione S-transferase. Lineage: Eukaryota; Fungi; Ascomycota; Sordariomycetes; Hypocreales; Nectriaceae. The coding region runs from base 1 to 1041 and encodes 346 amino acids. Gene Ontology annotation, molecular function: glutathione transferase activity. The record is from RefSeq and is a predicted model, not a curated record. The transcript is spliced from 2 exons. Gene Ontology annotation, cellular component: cytoplasm.
AUGACUGUUCAUAGUGGCCCUGACGACUCGUGGCAUGGGGUUGUUACUUCGGAUGGCCUGUUCCAGCCCGAGAAGGACCGCUACCAUCUGUACAUCGGACUCUUUUGCCCCUUUGCACACCGAGCAAAUCUCGUUCGACAUCUCAAAGGCCUUCAAGACAUCAUCAGCCUAUCCGUCGUGAAGCCAUACCCCAAAGGUGAUGAUAAGGGAUGGCCAGGUUGGCAGUUUCCGAGUCCUCCGGAUGAUCUCUAUGAAGGCGCCACUGAAGAUCGCCUCUUUCAGUCAAAGUAUCUACAUGAAGUUUAUUUCAAGGAUGACCCCGACUAUAAGGGGCGGUACAGUGUACCUGUUUUCUGGGAUAAGAAGGAGAAUCGCAUGGUCAACAAUGAGAGUCACGAAUUGCUCCGUUGGUUGCCAACAGCUUUCGAUUCUAUCCUCGACUCAAACGCUCCUGGGUGUGACCUGGAUCUUUACCCAGAGAACCUGAGAUCCGCGAUUGAUGGCAUCAAUGUUUGGAUGCAACGAGACCUCAACAGCGGCGUCUACAAAGCCGGCUUCGCAACGACUCAGGAGGACUACAAUAAUAAUGUGCCAACGGUCUUUGCGGCACUGAACAAGCUCGAGGCACUGAUUCACCAAAAUGGGGGCCCCUAUAUCCUUGGCAAACAGCUCACCGAAGUUGACAUACGCGCGUAUGCCACUGUCGUCAGAUUUGAUGUUGUCUAUGUUGGCCACUUCAAGUGCGACCUCGGAACUAUUCGCGCCAACUACCCAGUGAUUCAUGAGUGGCUCAAGAAUCUCUACUGGAAUGUUCCAGGGUUCAAAGAGACGACAGACUUUAGGCAUAUCAAAGAAAAUUACACAAAGAGUCAUUAUAAGAUCAAUCCGCUCGCUAUUACACCUCUCGGUCCAUUUCCCUAUAUCGAGGAAGGAGUCGACCUGGACUUUGGUAAGCUCACGCCAGGGGUGAUUCGUCACCCGGCUGUGCUUGAACGUCAAAAGGAGUUGUAUGGUUUGGAGGACUUUAGCCAAAGACUCUAA